This is a messenger RNA of Salvelinus sp. IW2-2015, 3398 nucleotides long. Lineage: Eukaryota; Metazoa; Chordata; Actinopteri; Salmoniformes; Salmonidae. The record is from RefSeq and is a predicted model, not a curated record.
GUUGGCACGGGAAAGAUUGAAAGUGACACACAGAUUGUUUUGCGCGAAAUUGUGACUGUUAUAUCGAGAUUUCUUUAGUUAACACCUUCUCUUUGUCGCAGACAUUGUGAUUUCGGUCUGUUUUUCUUUUGCUUGAGCAACUUGGUUGUUUUGCCUGUUGUUCACUUGAACAUUUUCCUUAUGAUGCGUUUUGCGUUUUCCUUGUUCCCGCCGGCGAAGAAGCCACGAGUUCAGAAGAGGACCGAUUUGUGGCUCGGCCGUGUCUAACCGGGGACGACAGGACACAACGUGCGAUCAAACGACUCCAACUGGCCGGUUGACACGUUUCUCUGCGCCGSGAGACGCAGCGGCUCGAACUCCAGCACGAUCCCCGCGCACUCAGCAAGCAAACCUCGACGCACUGGUCUCGAGCGAAAGAGACACACUCUCUCUCUCUUUCUCUCUCUCUCUCGCUCUGAGGCGAACACCACUCUCAACCCCACUCUCACACAGACAAUAAACCAACGCACAUUGUCUACCUUUGUCUCCCAUCUCUCUCAUUUCUGUCGGACUCGCUCACAUCCAGCGCUUGGGGCACGAAGUUGUGUCCAGCAGCACAGACUCCAGCCGAUCUCUGCCGGUCGUGGACCCGACGCAGCCCAGCCCUGGAUUCAAUCAUUUUAAUCAAUGGACAGAGCCUCCUCAACGGCCAGCAGAGGUACAGACACCCCAUAAACAGCCCUUACCCUCUGGCAGUAGCCCCACCUGGUGGUUGGAGGGGGAUGGAGCGUGGUGGCGGGGAGAGCCCCCGCAUGCAGGACAGUCCUGAGCGGGAGCGGCGGGGGGGCAGCCCGGACCUCAGUGGACCCCCGCCAGGGAAGAUGGGGCGUUUGGAGCUCAACGGGAGCCCCACUGGGCCACGCCUCCUACGCCACAACGGCCACCCACACAGACCUCUGGGAGGUCUGAUGAUCCCAGUGUUCUGUGUGGUCGAGCAGGCAGGGCCUGACGGAGGGAUGCAGCGUGAACGAGAGCGUGAAGAGCUGGAGAGGAAGGAGGGACACAGAGAGGAGCAUGCUGAGUUUGUCCUGGUCAGGAAGGAUAUCCUCUUCAACCAGCUUGUGGAGACAGCCCUGCUGGCCCUGGGGUACUCCCACAGCUCAGCAGCUCAGGCCCAUGGCAUCAUCAAGGUGGGUCGUUGAACCCUCGCCCAUCCAUUCCUAUCAGAUGCUCCUGAAGCCACGGUGGCUGAUAUGUUGCUGGACGUCUAUCACAUGGUCACCCUCCGCAUCAGCUACAGAGGUGUGAGUGUCUUUGCCAAGCUGGAGGACCUUCCGUCAGAGCAGUGGAACCACGCYACGGUGAGGAACGCCCUCAAGGAGCUUCUCAAGGAGAUGAACCAAAGCACACUGGCCAAGGAGUGCCCCCUCUCACAGAGUAUGAUUUCCUCAAUAGUAAACAGCUCCUACUAUGCCAAUGUCUCCACUGCCAAAUGCCAGGARUUUGGACGCUGGUACAAGAAGUACAAGAAAAUCAAAGGAGAUUAUCUGGAGAAGAUGUGGCCAGGAAGAGAUCAUUCAGAAAUCAAAGGUGAGGAAUCCACUGUUUGUACUGUUUCUAUGAUUGAAGUUAGAAUGUGGCCCACUAUGUUAGACCAGCAUCACACUCAUCUCCCCCUCUUCCUUCCUUCCUUCCUUCCUUCCUUCCUUCCUUCCUUCCUUCCUUCCUUCCUUCCUUCCCCUCCCCUCCUUCAGCCUCUCCUCGGCCCAGGCGGGCUUCUCCCCCAGCUUAGCCCUCAGCUUGUCCGACAGCAGCUAGCCAUGGCUCACCUCAUCAACCAGCAGCUCGCUGUUAACCGCCUGCUAGCCCACCAGCACCCACAGGCCCUCAACCAGCAGUUCCUCAACCACCCUCCCAUCCCUCGGCCCUCCAAGGCAGGGGUUGGGGACCCCGGGAACAACCCAUCUGCUGCGGAAGUCUCCACUGAUAUCUACCAGCACGUCAGGGACGAACUAGAGAGCAGCGUCUCACAGGCUGUGUUCGCUCGCGUGGCCUUCAACAGAACACAGGGCCUGCUGUCGGAGAUCCUGCGGAAGGAGGAGGACCCUCGCUCUGCCUCUCAGUCCCUGCUGGUCAACCUCAAAGCCAUGCAGAACUUCCUCAACCUCCCUGAGGGGGAGAGAGACGCGUAUUACCAGGAGGAGCGUGAGCCGCAGCAUGAAUCCCCCCCUUGUUCCCUGCCCCCUACCCCUACCUCCAGCCCCGGGGGCCCCCGCCUCUCACAGAAGGUGUGGGAGAGAGGUCUGGACGAACAGCUCACUCCUGAUGCCUGGGCUUCUAUCUGGAAGAAUAAGACCAAAAUCUCCAACUCUCCCAAGCCGCCAUGCCUCAACCCAGACCUGCCCCUGAAGCUGGAGUCUCUGGUCAACAUCACGUCAGGUAUCUAUGAUGAGAUCCAGCAGGAGAUGAAGAGGGCCAAGGUGUCUCAGGCGCUGUUCGCCAAGGUGGCUGCCAACAAGAGCCAGGGCUGGCUGUGUGAGUUGCUGCGGUGGAAGGGAGACCCUAGCCCAGAGAACCGUACUCUGUGGGAGAACCUGUGUACCAUCCGGAGGUUCCUGACCCUGCUCCAGACAGACGAGAACCUGGUGUAUGAAGAGGAAUCCAGGCACCACCACAGGGAGGCUGAUACUGUACUACACCUGCCCCAAGAACCACAGGCACUGCACAGACAACCCCCACAACCCCUGAAGGACCAGUCCCCGAUGCGCGAGGACCCCAUGCCCCUCCAGGGUAACGAUGAAGAGUCCCAGAAUGUUGAAAGAGUCAGUUCAGGAGUCGGUGGUGGCGUGGUCAUUAAGAAGCCUCGGUCGCGCACUAAGAUCUCACUAGAAGCUCUGGGCAUCCUGCAGAGCUUCAUCCAGGAUGUGGGUCUUUAUCCGGACCAAGAGGCCAUCCACACUCUGUCAGCCCAACUGGACCUGCCCAAGCACACCAUCAUCAAGUUUUUCCAGAACCAGCGUUACCACGUCAAGCAUCACGGCCGGCUGAAGGAGCUGGGGGAGGGGGCCGGUGGUGUGGACGUCAGCGAAUACAGAGACGAGGAGCUCCUCUCCAGCUCAGAGGACCCUGAGUCCAGCGAAGACGGUCAUGAGGAGAUGUACCCCACUACAGAGAGGGAAAGAAGGGGAAGCAACCCAGCAGGGUCAGCCCCUGCCCUGGCACCAGCCCAGCCUUCAGGGACCAGCAUGGGGGCCAUGGAAGAGGGCAAGGACAAAGGGCAUUCUCAUGGUCUGAGUGGGGGCCGAGCCAGCUCCCUGCACCCUGGUAGCUCCUCAUCCAGCCCCAGAGAGCAGGCUGACUUCCAGAGAUAGAGACCCAGAGACCAGAGGAGAUGCAGAAAGAGAGUGAGAGCGAGACAC